This is a messenger RNA of Oryzias melastigma (Indian medaka), 2286 nucleotides long. It is a transcript of the gene eif2s2, whose product is annotated as eukaryotic translation initiation factor 2, subunit 2 beta. The record is from RefSeq and is a predicted model, not a curated record. NCBI's taxonomy places the organism in Eukaryota, Metazoa, Chordata, Actinopteri, Beloniformes, Adrianichthyidae. Gene Ontology annotation, cellular component: eukaryotic translation initiation factor 2 complex. The transcript is spliced from 9 exons. Gene Ontology annotation, biological process: formation of cytoplasmic translation initiation complex; formation of translation preinitiation complex; translational initiation. The coding region runs from base 174 to 1187 and encodes 337 amino acids. Gene Ontology annotation, molecular function: mRNA binding; translation initiation factor activity; translation initiation factor binding.
UUUUUGUUGGAUGACGUCUGCCAUGUGCCGUCGCAAAGGAAAGACGUCGAAAUACCUCCUCUUUGCGCUUGCGCACUGUGGUCCAUCGCUGAUGCAAGAAAUUUUACGCGGAGAUCUGAGGCUGGUCGAAGGAUAAAUAGUUCUCCGACUUGUAUCUUUUUCAGUCUGCAAACAUGUCAGGAGACGAGAUGAUUUUUGAUCCAAACAUGACCAAGAAGAAAAAGAAGAAGAAGAAGCCUUUCAUGGUGGAUGAGGAAGGUGGAGAGGGCGCUGGAGGAGAAGAGGCCAAAGAGGGGGAAGCAAAGGAGGUCGACCCAGAGGUUGGAGAGGAUAAAGAAGUGGAUAUAGAUGAAGAUGAAAGCAGAAAGAAAGUUAAAUUUCUUCUAGAGCCAUCGGAUGAUGUUACUGACCUGAACUUUACCAACCAGAAGAAAAAGAAGAAGAAACCUAAAAAGAAUUUUAAUGAUUUAGAAGAAGGAUUGAAGGAAUUGCAAAUUGAAGGCGAGCAAACAAAACCGCAAGAGGACGACAUGGAUUUGGUACUUCCAACAAAAAAGAAGAAGCCAAAGAAACCCGAUAUGGAUGAAGGCGGCAGAGAGCUUUUGGAAAACGAUGAAGCACUGGAUGAUGAUGAGGGCAAGAUCAGCGAUGGGAUUUCUUUCAGUUCCUCUUCAGGACCUGCCUGGGCUGGCUCAGAAAGGGAUUACACUUAUGAUGAGCUCUUAAACAGAGUCUUCAACAUCAUGAGAGAGAAGAACCCAGACAUGGUGGCUGGAGAGAAGAGGAAGUUUGUGAUGAAGCCUCCUCAAGUGGUCCGAGUGGGAACCAAAAAAACCUCUUUUGUCAACUUCACAGACAUCUGCAAACUGUUGCAUCGUCAGCCUAAACAUCUCCUCGCUUUUCUGCUGGCUGAGCUGGGAACAAGUGGCUCUAUAGAUGGAAAUAAUCAGCUGGUGAUCAAAGGCAGAUUUCAACAGAAACAAAUUGAAAAUGUGUUAAGAAGAUACAUCAAGGAAUAUGUGACAUGUCACACCUGCCGCUCUCCAGACACCAUCUUGCAGAAGGACACUCGUCUUUAUUUCCUGCAGUGCGAGACGUGCCACUCCCGCUGCUCCGUGGCUAGCAUCAAGGCCGGCUUCCAGGCUGUGACUAGCAAGAGAGCACAGCUCCGCGCCAAAGCCAACUGAAGGCCAUCGAUACCGGGCUCCCCGUCCUCUCUUGGCUUCUUUUUUUCUUUGAAGAAUUUCCGAAGCUGAGGGGGGGCGAAUGCCCUCCUUGAUUUACUAAAAAGACUCUCUGAAUCGAACUGUGGGAGAGUUUGGCUUUAGUUGUCAUUGCUGGACCAGGCAUCGUGUGGAGAGAGAAUGUAUCUAAACCAGUUUGGGUAAAGGCAGCAUAAGCAGAUGAUGUUUGCCACAUUCAUUUAGAUUGAACGCAUUCUGUUUUUUUUUUUUUUUGUUUGGCUGAUGGACUCAAAUUUCCUCAUUUGCUGUGAUUCUUGUUUUCUUCAAGAAAAACCUGAAUAACCCAUUUUGAAUCCUUUCGUUCUUCUCCCACUUCACACAAAAGACAAACAUUUCUGAAAAAAAGAACAUUUUACCACAGAGUUAGUCCAGUUUUGUUCAUUUACUGACAUGACAGAGCUCUGUUACUUCGAUAAAUGAAAACAAGAUUUUUAAUCAUUGUUGAAUAAUUCCAAGUCUCCCAAGCUGCAGUUCAGUUGUUCUACUGACAGACUCAGUUUUACAGCUUUCAGUGAAGUGCACCACCUUACAAGACUUCUGCUGAGGUGGAGACUUGAUGAUAAACCUGCAUGGAGUGGCUGUGUUCAGAAAGAACUUGUAAUGUGCUGUGUACUUUUUGACUACUCUUGUAGCAUUGCUGAUUUUUAAAGAAAGUAAACUGAUUUUAUUAGAACAACUUGGGGGAAAAAAAUCAAUGUUUUCCGAAUUAUUAUUUUUUUUUCACUUGAAGGCAGUUUAAUAGAUAAAAGCAUUGAGGGCAGGGGGUGUUCUGAAGAGAGACAAAUUAUUCUGAUGCAAGCUAUUCUUCAUUAGGUUAAAAAAAAAUGCAUCAGUUUAUUCACCCAUCCAUUUUCUAAAUCUGCUUCAUCCCUUUCAGGGUCUCGGGGUUUCUAGAGCCUCACCUGGCUACUAUUGGGAAAAGGCAGUUUUUUCACCAUCUAAAUUGACUCAAAAAUCUGUGUUUGACAGUAAUGGCAAAAAAAAUGGUUUGAACUUGUUUUAAAACUUUGUUUUUACAUAAAUAAAAUGUUCUCUUGCUCUA